Messenger RNA from Zerene cesonia (dogface butterfly), 1320 nucleotides. RefSeq names its product transmembrane protein 165. Gene Ontology annotation, molecular function: calcium ion transmembrane transporter activity; manganese ion transmembrane transporter activity. The transcript has 5 exons. The record is from RefSeq and is a predicted model, not a curated record. The coding region runs from base 172 to 981 and encodes 269 amino acids. Gene Ontology annotation, cellular component: Golgi apparatus. Gene Ontology annotation, biological process: Golgi calcium ion transport; Golgi calcium ion homeostasis; calcium ion transmembrane transport. Lineage: Eukaryota; Metazoa; Arthropoda; Insecta; Lepidoptera; Pieridae.
GUUUACGUUGUCAAUUGUCAAUUAAUGUCGAUAAAACAUAAAUUUUCUUUUUUAAAUGUGAUGUAAAAUUGUUUUAUUGUUCAUGUUUGCGAUAUUCCUACCUUGGAGAAUAAUUUAAAAUAGUUAGAUAGUGGUAUUUGUGUUUGAAAUCCUCAAAUAAACAAGAUCAGAAUGCGUAGGCUUAGAACUCUUUGUAUAGCUGGUGUUGUGUUUGCCACAACAUGGGUGCUGACAGCUGCAGAGGGCCCCAUAUCUAUGUCUUCAUCAUCACCACCCACAGACCAUGCAGCAGUCAAAGGCAGCUUCUGGCAAGGGUUCCUCGCGUCGCUGUCCGUGGUCAUAGUUUCCGAGCUCGGCGAUAAGACCUUCUUCAUUGCCGCGAUCAUGGCCAUGAAACACCCCAGGGUGAUAGUUUUCGCUGGGGCCAUAUCCGCUCUCGUAUUCAUGACGGUUCUUUCGGCAGCGUUUGGUUGGGUCGCCACCGUCAUACCCCGGGUGUAUACGCAUUACAUCAGCGCAGCGCUGUUCGCGAUAUUUGGCCUGAAAAUGCUCAGAGAUGGAUGGAAAAUGAACCCCAACGAAGGGCAGGAGGAAUUGGAGGAAGUGCAGAGCGAACUGAAGAGGAGAGAAGAUCAGGAGGACAAAGAAGAAACUGUCGACAUGUUGGAGCAGGGUCAGGCGGAGAACAGAAGGAGGAAGCGUAAUGCUGUCCUGAAAGUUCUUCUCCAAGCUGCCUCUUUGACGUUCCUAGCUGAAUGGGGGGAUAGGUCACAAUUGGCCACAGUGGUGCUAGCGACAAGGGAAGAUGUGUUUGGCGUGGUUGUGGGAGGGUCUUUGGGACACGCCCUGUGUACUGGGCUUGCCGUGAUCGGGGGUAGGAUGGUGGCGCAGAAGAUUAGUGUAAGGACUGUUACGAUAAUCGGCGGUGUAGUGUUCCUGUUCUUCGCCGUGAGCGCGUUAAUAAUGGGCCCCGGCGAAUAGGACUCUAUGUACACGUGAUAAGUGACAAUAUCGUAUGUAGCUAAUUAUUGUAUAGAACCAACGUUUGGAGCAUUUGUGCAAAAGUAUGACGAAUAUAAUUUGGAUAGAAAAUAGCAGCUUUUUUAGUGAAAUGAUAUUGAAUGCAGUAAUUAAGUUAAAGAUGUUAGGGUUUUUUAGGGGGCCUUGGGAACUUGUCUUGUCUUGGUUUUGGGUACGAUUCCCGGUGGGGACUGGCGAAAAAAAUGUCUCGGUCUGUUAGGAUACAGAAGGCUGAAUAGUGGAAUAGAUGCGUAAUGCCCCAUACCCCACACGUGGACACGGGAUUUAACUUUUUUCGUU